Stegodyphus dumicola is the source of this 3105-nucleotide messenger RNA. Its product is annotated as photoreceptor-specific nuclear receptor-like. Gene Ontology annotation, biological process: regulation of DNA-templated transcription. The record is from RefSeq and is a predicted model, not a curated record. NCBI's taxonomy places the organism in Eukaryota, Metazoa, Arthropoda, Arachnida, Araneae, Eresidae. Gene Ontology annotation, molecular function: sequence-specific DNA binding; DNA-binding transcription factor activity; zinc ion binding.
UUUAGAAGUUUCUCUGAGUUGUGAUACUCGCUUAGAAACCUAGGCGAUCAGCGAAAGAGCUGUGACCUACCAAUCCUGAAAAACGAUAUUGCCAAGAAUUAAAAACUUUCAAGGCAAUGAAUAUGGCGCCAGACAAACCGGAAGUAUUGUGCCGUGUUUGUGGAGACAAGGCCUCUGGUCGACACUAUGGAGUUCCUAGCUGUGAUGGGUGUCGAGGAUUCUUCAAACGCAGUAUACGUCGAAAUUUAGAAUACUCUUGCAAAGAACAAGGCCGCUGCGUAGUGGACGUUGCUCGUAGAAACCAGUGCCAGGCCUGUCGACUGAAAAAAUGCCUCAGUGUCUGUAUGCGGAAAGAAGCUGUGCAACAUGAACGUGCUUCUCGUUCGCAGCCGAGGCGUCGAUCAAGAUUAGUCAGCAGUUCAUCUGAAGCAACUCAAUGUUACGUUGGGGCGAACCAUUUACGACCUGCAGGCCAACAUGCUACAGUAAUAAAUAGCGUACCUUUGAGUGUCGGUCCUUUCUGCGGAUCCGAAGUGGGGGAUAUCAGAAGGCUAGCACCUACGAACACCCCAUUACUACACCACAUGAGCUCUGGUAUUAACAUGAAUGGGCCUGCAUCCUAUCGAAGAUCUGAAGACGAAAUAAUUCCUGACCACGGAAGGCCAGUAUGUGAUAUAAAGCCUGCAAGUCCAUCUCAAAUAAAAAAACCAUCCAGCGAAGAUUGCGCCUCCAGCGACGAUUCCAGAAAUUCGUCUCCUGCGGCACAGCCACGCACCAGUCCCACUUCUACUGUCCACCUUCCUGCUACCACUCCAGUUUAUAGAAGCAAUGUUCCUCCCUCAGAUAGCAUUUCUAGAUCAGCCUAUGUUACUAUAGAGCAUCCUAGAUGUGGUCCCAUUGGCAACAUUGCAGCACCGAAUGGCUUGCCAACCACAUUCUUAGGUCCCUUUCCACCAAAUCCAUUGGACACAAUAUAUGAAGCAGCCGCCAAACUGUUGUUUUUUUCAAUACGUUGGAUGAGAGGAAUCCCAUCUUUUCUACAGUUAGGUUUUCGAGAUCAGGCGAUCUUGUUAGAGGAGGCUUGGAGUGAUGUGUUCGUGCUGAGCGCUGCCCAGUGGGGAUUCCCAUUGCAGGAAGGUUUUCUAUCUUUUGCCGGGUUUGCACCUCCAGACAAACGUUCUUUAGUAGCUAUUCAAUUGCAUCAAAUGAAGACCGUGAUGUCACAAUUAAUGGCACAGCAAGUGGAUCAUACAGAGUUUUCUUGUCUUAAAGCGUUGGUGCUAUUUAGACCAGAAGCAAAUGGGUUGAGGGAUCCUCUUCAGGUAGAACACCUUCAGGACCAAACUCAACUCAUGUUGCAUGAGUACGUUUUGACAAAACAGCCGCCAUCUAAAGUGAGAUUUGGAAAAUUAUUGCUUAUCUUAUCACUCGCCAGAAAAGUCAGUGCUGCGGUCAUUGAAGAAGUUUUCUUUCGAAAGACCAUUGGAUCUGUGCCCAUCGAGAGACUCCUUUGUGAUAUGUUUCAAGCAGCAUAAAAAUUGAUAUAUUUUAUUUAACAUCAUAGAUCUGGUUAAGAUCGGAAAUCAAAAAAUAAAAUUUCCCGUAAUAACCUAUGUAUAUUGACAAAGAAAUCAUCAUUUCAGUAUGGCAAGCUUAAUUUCAUGAACAUUGAAAUUUUGUGCGAGAAUUUAAUUAAUUACAAUUAAUGUUGUGUAUACUUUAUUUUGACAGAUUCGAAACGAAGCUUGCUAAAAUUUUAAUUUUCACUUGAUAAAUAAACUGAGCUGAGAAACAAAAAUGAUUAAAAUAAAAUAUUUCUUUCAGUGUGACAGGCUUAAAAUAAAGAUCGAGUAUUUCAGAAAUUUUCAAAUAGUGAGUUUUGAGUGAAUUUUAAUAGAGUGACAAAAACUUAAAUCUUGUACUUCUCAGUCAGUAGGAUAAUUGUUAAAUUAAAUUAACAAAAAUACAUUUUUAAAUUAACACAAAUAAAUUAAAAUUGUCUCUGAUAAUUUGGGAGUAUAGUUAAGUGUUCUUAUUCAAACUUAAUUCAGACGAUUAUAAUUAGCUCAGGUUACAUUUACUAAAAUGAAAAUCUUAUUAAUAUUUCAAAUACAAAAUGUUUUACUGAAAGAAGACUUCUAAUACUGUAUUCGACUGAAAUACCAUACUUCGAAUUUAAAUUUCGUACUUAAAUACGAAGUGCGACAAAUAAUUUGUAUUUAAAUAUCAUACUUCGAAUAUUUUUUUCCCUCUUUCGUGAGAAAUGUUUUUAUCAAGCUUAACUUAAAUUACUAAACUGUGUCUGAUUUACGAACAAUUUUUAACAGUCAAACAGCCAGUAAAUAUUAUAUAUACCAGCGAAUGAAGUAUUCAGAAGAAAAGUGAAGUAAUAAGUUCAAAUCUUCAGUAACAUUAAAGUUACUGAUUACUUAACUUGAAAUAUACAUAAAUUUCUAAACAGGUUUAAUUUUGUCUUUGAUUCGAAGUCCAGUAAGUUUUUUAACAAGAAGAAAUAUUAAAAUAUUAUAUGUUAUAAAUUUAUAAAAAGAGAAAAAAAAAAAAAAAAAAAAAAAAAAGAAAGAGAGAAAUUCCACUGUCACUGAGAUUGUAAUUUGUUUAAUUUGAGUAAUUUUAAAUUCUCCAGGUCUAUGAAGUUAUUUCAUGCAAGAGUAACAGGAAAUAUAUAUAAUUUUCAAGAGUUCUUAAUUCAGAAGAAUUACAUUCUGCAUAUGUGUAUGUACAUAUAUAUAAUAUACCUAUUUACUGAAAUGUAUAAAAAUCUUGUAUUAUAGGAUUUAUAUAUGCUGUUAUGUUAUAUUUCGAAUUGCUCUCUUUGAACUAUUUUCAUCCCACCGAUGAACUUUAUUUACAACACAAAUUUGAUUUAAUGCGUUCCAACUGCAAGUCUAGUCAAGUAAAGGUUAUAUAAUUUAUUUAAAAUUGACGUUUGAAUUAUAUAUAUAUAUAUAUAUAUAUAUAUUGAGAAACUGAUAUUAUGUGAUGUUAAAAUUCAUUAUCUGUAGUUUAUUUUGUUUGUAUAAAACCUAUUUCAAGUUGUGCCAUUUCACUUAUAAAAGAGAUAUCCUUCUCAAGUGUGAUUUUUAA